GGAAAUGUGUCAAUCAGGAGAGAACGAACGUUAGGACAUUUUUUUAAAAACAAAAUUUCAAAAUUUAGCGAGUGGUGUGGUGUGGUGCGAGGUAUGAGGGAGAUCGUUACCUUGCAGAUUGGCGGCGCCGGCAAUGCCAUUGGCGAUGCGUUCUGGCACGUUAUAUCGCAUGAGCAUGGCGUCGACUAUAAUUCGGGUCGUUUCGGUGGCACCAGUCCGCUGCAGCUGGAGCGGAUGAAUGUCUUCUUCAAUGCGACGGUGAGCAGGCGUUUCUAUGUGCGCAGCAUCGUCAUCGACACAGAGGCCAGCACCAUCCAGCGGCUUCAUACCAGCAGUCAGCUGUACAGGCCCGAGAACUUUGUGGCCGGUUCGGAGAGUGCGGGCAAUAAUUUUGCCCGUGGCUAUCAUACGGAUGGUGCGGAAAUACUGCAGCAGGUGCUCGACAACACCCGGCGAGAGGUGGAGUCUGUGGACUCACUGCAGGGAUUCCAGCUGCUACACUCGAUUGGCGGCGGCACCGGCUCCGGUCUCACCUCGCUGAUCAUGGAGGCGCUGGUGGAGCAGUAUCCGGACAAUCUGCUGUGCAACUACGUGACCAUUCCCUCACCGAACAUGUCCCAGGUGGUGGUGGAGCCCUACAAUGCGCUGCUCAGCACACCGGCCCUGGUGAACAACUCACAUUUGACGUUCUGUCUGGACAACGAGGCUCUAUUCCAGAUCUGCAAUCGGAAUCUGAAAAUCAAAAUGUCUGGCUACGAGCACAUCAAUCACAUCGUGGCGCUGACCAUGUCCGGCAUUACCACAUGCCUCCGGUUCCCCGGACAGCUGAAUGCCGGCCUCAGGAAGAUAUACGUGAACAUGGUGCCAUUUCCGCGUCUGCAUUUCCUUAUACCCGGCUUCGCGCCGCUGGUCACCUGCACGCAGCAACAGUUCAGCAAGGGCACCGUCUCGGAGCUGGUGCAGCAGAUCUUCUCCAGCAACAAUCUGCUGUGCGCUAUCGAUCUGCGACAGGGCAAACUGUUGACUGCCGCAGGCAUAUUCCGGGGCAGAAUGUCGCCACGCGAGGUCGACCAAAUGAUGACGGGGGUGCGCAACAAGAAUCUGAAUAACUUUGUCGACUGGAUACCCAACAACAUCAAGACGGCGAUCUGUGACAUACCGCCGCGUGGCCUCAAGAUGUCUGCCACAUUUAUUGGCAACACGACGGCCAUUCAGACGCUCUUCCAGCGCUUGCUCGACGGCUCCUCGGUGAUGCUGCGCCGCAAGGCCCAUCUCCACUGGUACACUGGUGAGGGCAUGGAGGAGCAGGAGUUCACCGAUGCCCAGCAGGAGCUGCAGGCCAUCAUCGAUGACUAUCGCAGCAGUGCGGAAAUGGAUGGAGAUGGAGGCGGCGCUGGCGCUGGCAGCGAAGAUGGUAGUGUUGGCAGUACCCGAGCCUCUAGUGCUGCUGCCGGACCCCAGUGUCCCUACUGUGGCGAUUAAUGCUACACCUCCCCUACCCUUUCAAAAAACAUAAAUUUCAAAUGCAAUAUUCAUGUCGUUUCCUCUUUGUAAUCGGAAUACAAAUUGAAUAGAUAUUGUCCUAGACUUUCAGUAAUUUU
Molecule: messenger RNA, 1601 nt
Organism: Drosophila obscura
Lineage: Eukaryota; Metazoa; Arthropoda; Insecta; Diptera; Drosophilidae
Gene: betaTub65B
Product: probable tubulin beta chain CG32396
Exons: 2
Coding region: 94-1482 (462 amino acids)
Biological process (GO): microtubule cytoskeleton organization; mitotic cell cycle
Cellular component (GO): microtubule; cytoplasm
Molecular function (GO): structural constituent of cytoskeleton; GTP binding; GTPase activity
Source: RefSeq, a predicted model, not a curated record